AGGUCAGCAGUCAAAUAAUACUCGGCAGGACUCGCUGUUUAAAUUUCAUUAAUCGCAGACUUCGUCUUCUUCACGUGUCAACAUUAAAUUCUAAACCCGGAAUUAUUUUUGGAUACUGAAUGCAGGACCUGUUGAACUUCCCUCCAGUUCCAGAUCGAGACUUUAUUACUCUUGGAGAGAGAAAUGGAGAUAUUGUACAUGUUCCGGCCGACAGAUAUGAAGAGACUAAACUGCCUGGUUACCCAGACGUCAGCCUGUCAAAGGAUUUCCUUAGAGUUUCCCAAGAAAAUUCAGCACCUCUGUUCCUAGCACAUGAAGAAACCCUUUGCAAGAAAGCACUAAAUGCUUGGUAUGAAACUGGCUUAUCAGAAGCGUUGGCUGUCCUCAACAGAGAUGAUAGAGUUUCCAUUGUAAUUGAUUCUGUCUGUUUGUCUUUCUGUAGGUCUCCUGGAAUUAUCUGUUCCUUUGCAUGGCACCCACAUGCCAUCAAGUUUGCUUACGCACUCAUAGACGACUCUGUCAAAGUUCACACGGGUGGUAUGACGCUGGUUCCCAUCUUGAGGACCAAGUUACAGAAGAACGUCAUAGACCUUGCUUGGCAACCGUUCUCUUCUUCUGUGCUUGCUGUGGCCUGUCGUUCUUGUAUCCUUAUUUGGCAUGUGGAACCGAUGUCUCUAGCAGAACGACCAUCGGCCAGUUGCGUUCAGAUUCUGCAACAAGACCACCAUUCUCCAGUGUCCAGUUUAGGCUGGAGUCCAAGUGGUGACCUUUUGCUCUCAGCUUCACCCAUUGACACUGCUAUCAUGGUGUGGAAUGUUGCCAUGGAAGCUGUAGUACCACUGCGGAGGAUAGGAGGUGGAGGUAACACUAUGGUGUGUUGGUCACCGGAUGGAUUCAGAGUAAUGUCUGCAACACCAGCUUCAGUAUUUCGGGUUUGGCAAACCAAAACUUGGGGAUGUGACAAAUGGACUUUACCUUCUGGUCGAUGUCAGCUUCCAUGUCUUCUCUGUGCUGCUGCUACGUCUCUACCUCCAUUUGUUCUCUCUCUAGUUGUUGUAAUUGGUGGCUGUAUUCAAAGUUUGGUAUGGGACGCCACUGGUUCACGUUUAGCUCUGCUGUUCAAAGAAUCCUUUGGUUGUAAGAAAAACCUAAUAGCAGUAUUCCGUACGACAAAAAGCCCUUCUCUGAAAGCCACGCCAUGUGGUUGGGUCAAAGGUGAAGAAGGAGAUUCGGCGCAGUUCAUUUGUUUCAAACCCAAAUUCCAAGAUGGCGCCUUACUGACUGUAGUUUGGUCCAGUGGUAGAAUUUCUCAAGUGCCUUUCUAUUUCCUUGUUCCUGACAAGAUUUCUUCUGGAGGACCUCUACAGAUGGCGCCACAGUUUGGUCCACAGCCUGACUGUCUACUUUUCUCAUCCGCCAUGUCUGAUUUGGACUGAUUCUUCUCAUUCUCUGUCUCUCACGUCACACCACUUCAACAGACCACCACUGCUGAAAAGACUCUCCACUGUACAAAGACUUGAUGUACUGAUUUCUCUUUCUCUCCAUGCAAUACAACACUACAUUGCAACACUAACACUACAAAACCACACUACUACCACCCACACACCACUAUACAAGACUAUACCAACACAACCACUAUGCUAUACUACAUUGCAGGACCACCACUACUGAAUGGACUCAGUGUUGUAUGAAGAUUUCAUGAACUGUGUGUUUCUCUCCAACACACCUCUAGACCACUCUCCUGCCAUGUCACUGCCACAUGACCACCACUGUUGAAGGACUCAACUGUUGUACAAAGAUUUUGAAAUAAACUCCUCACCCCACUCAUUCUCCUACCACA
This is a messenger RNA of Octopus bimaculoides (California two-spot octopus), 1840 nucleotides long. RefSeq lists its product as uncharacterized. The record is from RefSeq and is a predicted model, not a curated record. Lineage: Eukaryota; Metazoa; Mollusca; Cephalopoda; Octopoda; Octopodidae.